This is a messenger RNA of Amoebophrya sp. A120, 2352 nucleotides long. Lineage: Eukaryota; Dinophyceae; Syndiniales; Amoebophryaceae. The record is from the annotation of a GenBank genome assembly.
GCCCCCAGAGCGUGUACUGGAAAAGAGAUUGAAAUUUUCACGAAAAAAAAUUUUACAUUUUGAACAACAACAACCGUAGGGUCAAUUUCAUUCGUUCCUCGGAACUACCUCUUAUGAAAGACGAAAGAAGACUUGUCAAAUUUGUCUUGGACCCGCCAACCCUGAAGGCAAAGCGUUCAUGGUGUGGCCGCGAAGCAGGCAACGAGCAAAGCCCAAGAGCCAAAAUUAAAGCUUUGUCAUGCGGAAUCGCAAUCGGAAACCAUCCAUGAAGAGCGAGGACUUCGGCUCUUCAGGAAAGGAAUUCGGUUGUCUUUGCCCGGGGAGGCCAAGCUGAAUUAAAAAGCAAGUCUUCUUUCGCUUUCAUGCUCCUUUAAAGAGACCGGAACAAAAUGUCCGCUGGCGCUCCGCAGAUGAUGAUGCCGCCGCAGCCCUUGACGGCUGGUAAGAUAAGUUUUUCGCGAUUAUGAAACUGAGUCGCAUGUGGGAAGAGGCAGCUGUUUUCUUGUUCAGCGAAAAACGUCGAUUAUAUUCGAUCGGUUCUUUCUUUCUCUCGGGGGGAAUUUAUCCCUUAGCUUUUGAUUUGUCUGAAAGUGAUCAACGCCGAUAAUUGUAAUUUUAUCCAGGCAUGCCGGACCCGGCCACCAUCGCCAAGCAGAAGGACGCCUACAUGAAGAUGUUGGACGAGCAAGUCAAGCAGGGCACCCAGGUCUUGGAGGCUGUAUGCAAGGAAAACUGCGUUUCGUGACAGCGGUGCAUUGAAUAUGAUGAAACGUGGUCGUAGAAACGUUUAGUGAGUUUUUGCAGAAAUAUCUUGCACUCGGCGAGAAUGCAGCUUGACAGAAAAGAUGAAAUUGGAAUCCACCAAAAAGAUAUGAAAACAACAUGACAAUAGCAAUACAAAUUCAGUUUUCCCUUUCCAUAGUUGCAGGUGAAGCACCAGAAGGAGUACCUGUUGGGCCAGGCCGACCAGCAGAAGAAGCAGUUCAUUAUGCAGAUCGACAUGGAGGUGAAGCAGCAGGAGAUGGCUCUGGACCAGCAGCGCAUGGAGCAGCUGAUGGCCCUGCAGCAGCAGGCCGCCCAGCAGAAGGCCGCUCUGGAGCAGCAGGCCAUGCAGCUGACCAUGGAGUACCAGCAGAAGAAGGCCGAGGAGGAGAUGCAGAAGCAGCAAUACGAGAUGGAGAAGAAGCAGCAGGAGAUGCAGGCCAAGAUGCAGGAGGAGAUGGCCAAGUUCCAGGGCGCCGGAACCCUGUUCAACGCCCCGACUUUCAACGCCCCCAAGUAAAUCAGUUUUAUCCAAAGUGAAAUGUUUGCGAGUCACCCGUAGAAAUAGAUUCUCUUUGCUGCGGCAACAAAAUUUUGUCAUGUUGGUCAGCACGUGUCUGUUCCCGUAAAGAACUCUUGUCUUGACCUUGCCGAAGGCACUGCUUUGGAUUUCACCUCCCUGGCAGGGCCACCAGGUUGGUUGUGUGCAUGUAUGAAAAAAAUGUUGUCAGAGACAUCUGCUUCACACGUAUCGGAUCGCUGUUUCCCUUUGGAUACGAUGGUGAUUGAAACUGUUUGGUUGGAAGUUGAUCUUCGUCUCCGGUGUCACUGAAAAUUCGCACUGACCUUCGCGCCUUACCGCAGCCUCGUCUAAGGACAUUUUGGUUGAUAUUCCGGAGAUACUGACGAUCUUCUAACCGCACCUAGUAAGACCACACUGAGUAUCUUAUCUAAACUACCGGACGUUAGUACUUCGAAGAUGCGUAAAAAUUUCCGAUAUUUUUUACGUAAAAGAGAUAUUCUUUUUGGCUGGGUUGAGAUUUUAGUUGCGGCGGUGCUCUCUGCGCCGUCGCAGUAGAAUGGCAAUUCUCCGAUGGGGAGGAGGGGGAAGAUCUACUAUCUUGUUUACGUCUCAAUAUAUCAUCUUUCACAUACGAUCUUCACGUAAAAAUUCCAAACUUUACACCGCAUAUUAUUUGAGGUAGGAACGUAUGUUGCUUUGUGCAAAUUACGGCGAGCUUCAAGCUGAGUUCCUUCUUCUCAACGAAGUGGAAAUGUUUCAUCAUUCACCAGCAGCUGCAGGUAGAAUUCGCUUUUCUCUUCUAGUGUAUCAGCUUUUGUCAGGGAAACUUCUUUUUCUGGAAGCUUUCUACUAGUUUAUCGUAAGACCAUGCUCGAAACAAGCUACCUUGUAGUUGCGAACUUUUGGGAUGGCCGAGGGAAUUGCCGCAACGCGUGUGGACGACAACCACAGACGCCAUUGCUGGAUGUGAGGACAGAUUCUAAGUUCGUGAGGGGACUCGCAGCUCACCUCGUUCCCAUGCAUAUAAGAGAAAGAGACAGCUUGAGGCGAGCGCGACUCUCAAGAGG